Molecule: messenger RNA, 11096 nt
Organism: Corvus hawaiiensis (hawaiian crow)
Lineage: Eukaryota; Metazoa; Chordata; Aves; Passeriformes; Corvidae
Gene: FER
Product: FER tyrosine kinase
Exons: 20
Coding region: 862-3330 (822 amino acids)
Biological process (GO): cell adhesion; Fc-epsilon receptor signaling pathway; chemotaxis
Molecular function (GO): non-membrane spanning protein tyrosine kinase activity; ATP binding
Source: RefSeq, a predicted model, not a curated record
UCUGAGUGAGUGAACUGUACUUCAUGACAUCAUUCUACUUUGGAUUUCAGAUUGCUGUUUGUUCUGUAGUAACCAGCUUCCCUUGCAUUGGUGCCUUCUACACCUGAAAAUGCCAGGUGCUUUAACCACAUGCAAUUUCAGACUUUCUUCUUCAUAUCUGGGUUUCCUAUUAACCUGCUUACAGUACUCAGAUGUGUGUCAUAGCAGUCUGUAGAGACAACUCUCUGUACUCAUAACUUUACUGCAGUUCAGUGGCUGAUUUCUGUCCCCAUGUAUGGGUAUGGGUUUCACAGAAUUACUGAUCUUUGGAGAGUACUAGUUGGCUCUUUAGAAUCUUGUUUAUGUUGUGUGCUUGCACCUUGAGCAACGAGGGUAUUUUGUUAGGCUUUCUGAAAUGGCUGCUCUUGUUUUCUAUUGAGGGGACAGUUACUGCAUGGACAAAAUCAUUCCUUUAGGUUGUUGACUGGGUGAAUGUGGAGUAACAGCGCUAGUUGUAUACUGUGAGAGCUUUCUGUGGUGUAGCUUUCUGUUAAGACAAUCGCAUGAAACUAACUGUCAGCUGUUGAGGGGGAAAUACAAAAAUCAUGUGUACACUGUUAAUCUGUCUUUUAGGUAUGCUGUACAAUAUUGCCUGCACGAUACUGUUGUCCACUUGCAACCCUCUCUUAGUAAGAGCUAGUAAGAAAAUAAUUAGUGAAGUCCCCAGAAAAGAAAAAAACAAGUGUAUUUCAGAAAGUGAAAAUCAGAGGAAGUAGCUGCUGACAUAGGAAAACUGUACUAAAGGACAUUUCUGGAGGAAAACUUCUAAGAUGUGGUGAAGAGCCUGUAUUUUCCCCUGUCUGGUAUAUAGUGCCUUAAAAAAUGGGGUUUGGAGGUGACCUGAAGUAUUCUCACGAUGCUUUAUUAAAACUGCAAGACUGGGAACUACGACUGCUGGAAACAGUGAAGAAAUUUAUGGUAAUGAGAGUAAAAAGUGAUAAGGAAUACGCAUCCACUUUACAGAAUCUUUGUAACCAAGUAGAUAAAGAGAGCGCGUGUCAAUUGGAUUAUAUCAGCAAUGUGUCCAAGUCUUGGUUGCUCGUGGUACAGCAAACAGAACAGCUGAGUAAAAUAAUGAAGACACAUGCAGAGGAUCUUAAUUCUGGGCCCUUGCACAGGCUUACAAUGAUGAUCAAAGAUAAGCAGCAAGUUAAGAAGAGCUUCAUAGGUGUUCAUCAGCAAAUUGAAGCAGAGAUGUACAAGGUCACAAAGACAGAACUAGAGAAACUAAAAUCUAGCUAUAGGCAACUAAUAAAAGAAGUAAAUUCUGCCAAAGAAAAGUAUAAAGAAGCUGUGGCUAAAGGAAAGGAGACAGAGAAAGCCAAAGAUCGGUGUGAAAAAGCCACUAUGAAACUUCAUAUGUUGCAUAACCAGUAUGUGUUGGCACUGAAAGGAGCACAAUUACAUCAGCACCAAUAUUAUGAUACUACGCUUCCUCUGUUACUUGAUUCACUACAGAAGAUGCAAGAAGAAAUGAUUAAAGCCCUAAAAGGGAUCUUGGAUGAGUAUAGCGAGAUCACCAGUCUUGUAACAGAAGAGAUUGUGAAUGUCCAUAAAGAGAUCCAGACCUCGGUGGAACAGAUAGACCCUAACUCUGAGUAUAAUGACUUCAUAGAUACUCACAGGUCAUCAGAAGUCAUUGAACAAGAAAUAGAGUUUGAUACAUCUUUACUAGAAGAAAAUGAAAACCUUCAAGCUAAUGAGAUCAUGUGGAAUAAUUUAACAGCAGAAAGUUUGCAAGUCAUGUUAAAAACAGUAAUAGAAGAACUGAUGCAGACACAGCAAACCCUUUUGAGCAAAGAGGAACUGGUGUUGGAACUAGAGAAAAAAAUAGAAGAGUCCUCUAAGACAUGUGAAAAGAAAUCUGAUAUUGUGCUCUUGCUGAGCCAAAAGCAAGCGCUUGAAGAACUUAAGCAAACAGUCCAACAAUUAAGAUGCUCUGAGGCAAAAUUUGCAGCCCAGAAAGAACUACUGGAACAAAAGGUUCAAGAGAAUGAUGGGAAAGAACCACCACCUGUAGUAAAUUAUGAAGAAGAUGCCAGAUCAGUGACCUCUAUGGACAAGAAGGAUAAAGUCUCAAGAUUUGACACUAUACGUCAUUCCAUAGCUGGAAUUAUAAGGUCUCCAAAAUCCAUGUUGGGCUCAUCAUCAUUCUUUGAUGUAAUCUCAACCACUGAGAAACCGUUGUCUGAGCAAGAUUGGUAUCAUGGUGCAAUUCCAAGAAUAGAAGCCCAGGAGCUGUUAAAACAGCAAGGAGACUUCUUGGUGCGAGAGAGCCACGGGAAACCUGGUGAAUAUGUCCUUUCUGUGUUUUCAGAUGGACAACGGAGACACUUUAUCAUACAAUAUGCUGAUAAUCAGUAUCGUUUUGAAGGAACUGGGUUUCCAACCAUUCCUCAGCUCAUAGAACAUCAUUACACAACAAAGCAAGUUAUUACAAAGAAGUCAGGUGUUGUUCUGCUUAAUCCUGUUGUUAAGGAUAAGAAAUGGGUUCUCAAUCAUGAAGAUGUCACACUGGGGGAAUUACUGGGCAAAGGUAAUUUUGGUGAGGUGUAUAAAGGAACAUUAAAGGAUAAAACUCCAGUUGCUGUAAAAACUUGUAAAGAAGAUCUUCCUCAGGAACUGAAAAUAAAAUUUCUGUCAGAAGCCAGAAUACUCAAACAAUAUGAUCAUCCUAAUAUUGUAAAACUUAUAGGAGUUUGCACUCAACGACAGCCUAUUUAUAUCGUUAUGGAACUUGUUCCAGGAGGUGAUUUCCUGUCAUUCCUAAGAAAAAAGAAGGAUGAGCUGAAAACCAAACAGUUGGUGAAAUUUUCAUUAGAUGCUGCCUCUGGUAUGGCGUAUCUUGAAUCUAAAAAUUGUAUACAUAGAGACCUGGCUGCAAGGAACUGCUUGGUAGGUGAAAGCAACAUUUUGAAAAUAAGCGAUUUUGGGAUGUCCCGGCAAGAGGACGAUGGCGUGUACUCAUCAUCAGGCCUAAAGCAGAUUCCUAUCAAGUGGACUGCUCCAGAAGCUCUGAACUAUGGGAGAUACACAUCUGAGAGUGAUGUAUGGAGCUUUGGAAUCCUUUUGUGGGAGACCUUUAGUUUAGGAGUAUGCCCAUACCCUGGAAUGACCAACCAACAAGCACGAGAGCAAGUUGAGAAAGGCUACCGAAUGUCUGCACCACAAAAAUGUCCGGAAGAAAUACAUAAAAUAAUGCAGAGAUGCUGGGACUACAAACCAGAAAACCGGCCAAAAUUCAGUGAGAUUCAGAAAGAGCUGUCUUCAAUCAAAAAGAAAGUGACAUAGUGAUGAAGAAGUGCCAAACUCAAUGUCUGGGACUUUAUUUUCCAGUGAAGUAAUUUUUUCCCUCAAACACUAUGCAUUUAUACAGCAUUAUUUGCAAUAUUCUUCUAGGAUUACUUUGAAAUUAAGUGGUGUACCAUCUUGAAUGGUGUCUACACCUGCAUUAAAGAUAUAUACUGCGAAAUGCUAUAUAUCCAUUCACAGUAGUACUGUAAUUUAGGUUACAUGUACAUAGGAAAGCACAUACUAUAAAUUUAAGGGACAGUGGCUUCUAUCUGUUUUACAGCAAAUAACUGCUAGUGAACAUUUUUCAGAGGUAUUCUACUUUAAGCUGUGCUCUCACUCUGCUAUCCCUGUCCUGUAUGUCAACAUAUUAAUUUAAUGUGGGGAUUGUCAUACAUGUUGACCUUAAAACUGAAGACUGUUUUAACAAGUAUUUCAACUAGAAGUUUGGGGUUUUUUUUAAUUCUUUCUGCAACUGAUAUAUUUAGGUGAUACUUUGUUUUAAACAUGAAAGUCAGUCAGAUUCUGGAUGCAAACAUGCUUACUGAAUGGAAAAAUCCAGAUUUUUUUUUUGUAGCUGAAUUAUUUGUGCAUUUAUUGAAAUACUUCUGAUUUUUUAUGUGAUCUACUUAAAUCAUGCCCUUUUUUUAUGCCUGCAGAAUUCAGUAAUAAUUUAUUUUACAGUGACCUAUGUUUAUUAGAAAAAAAGACCAAUAUAAAGUCUUGACUGCACAUGCUGAGAAAUACUGCAAACUAUCUGCCUUCCAAAGAAUACCUAAAAGUAGUAGGCCAAGAAAAAAAGGUUUAUUAAUGAUUGCCGCAGAUAACAAAUAUCAUUGAUCUUAGAGGAGCUAAAGGAUGUAUUGCUAUAUUUGCUUUUGAUCCUGUUUUUUUCCUGAAUUGGUAAAAAUUCUCAGAAUGCAGCUGGAGCAUGCAAAAGUUUAUUCUGAACAAAAGAACAUUCCAUGCAUAGUGUCCAAAGGAAAAUGCUACUUCUGUGUGGCAUGAGGAAGUUGUUCAAACAACCAAAAGGAAAGAAGUGUGUUUAAAGCCUCUGACAGGGAACAGCAGAGUAGAAAUACUAACCUAUUUUUCUUAGAUAAUUGCAAUCAAAUAUCAAAAGACUGGGGAUAAACAAGGUUUAAAUGUACCAAGAAUAUAAACCUUGUGUUUGUAUAUAUAUACAUAUAAAUAUAUAUUAAAAAAAAAAAAGCCAGAAAGAAUAAAAACUUACUAGAUAGGGGCAGGAGGAAAUGCACCAUUUGUUACUUUGACUCUGGGUCCUCUUUGCAGCUGGAAUUGUUUUCUAGGGCUCUACAUAGAAAUAGGAACAAGUUACAGUAUCCCUGUCUGAGUUCCAGCAUUAAGGUGCUUAAAAUAUUUCUAGCAAUUUACUAAAAUGUUCAGAUCAAGGGAUACCAGUUGCUGCUAAUGCAAGUAAGAAACAGGGAUUGUAAGUAACACAGCAUCUGGAAUGUUAAUUAGCCUUAUAUUUUAGUGUUACAGUGGGAUUGAGAUGUAGUUAAGUCAGUGGCUACAUUACAUUUUUAUUUCUGUUAGAGUGGCUUUUCUAUUGUCCACAACAUCUUUUGCUCUCUAAAGUAUAUUUGCCGUAGUGCUGAGUGGUGGUUUAGGGCUAUGUGUGACCAAAAUAAGUGUAGACUAGAAGAAUUUGUCUGUUACAUAGGAAUUAGUGUCCAGCUACAACAGUGAAUGGUUGUGUGGGGGCACAUCACCUGUAUUUGGGGAGGUACUGUCAAUAUCCAGGUGUAAGGAAUGGUGAGUGCUUCUUGCGUUUUGUUAAGUGAUUUUUUUCUUGGAGAUAAGGAAGCAUAUAUAUACACAUACCCAUGAAAGUGUAGUGCUUGGAAAACUUGGUGGCAUAAAUGAAAACUUCAUUAUAAGUGUACUGGAUAUAUUUACUUAGUUCUGUACUUCAAGCAGCCCAGAGAUAUUUUUCAAGAGCAAUAGGAAACAUUCUUGUUAGUUUGUAUGCUUCUAAGUAGCACACAGAGUCUGUGCCUUAAUUUGCUAGUAUGCUAAUGCAAGUGCAAGUGUACUAAGAUUUAAGGAAUGUUUCACAGUCAUUUGGGAAAAUCCAAGAUUCAUCCAACUGCGUUUCCUUAUGUAUGCAUCCCUAAAGUCUGCAAGUAAGGAUAACAGUGUCAGCAUUCAUAGCUUUUUUUGGAGAGUUAAUAUUCUUCUGUUAGAGAGGUGGACUAUUUCUUUGCCAUAUGCCCUCUUGACAGCAAAGAAAUACUGCUUUAUUCUGAUAAAAUAAAAUACUGUUUUAUUUGUCACAGAUUAACCAAGCACCAUCCAGACUCUUGCAGAAGGAUAAAAACAGUACUAACAUUUUUUUCUGAAAUAGUUAACCUCCACAAAUAUGUACCACAGUUCUAUUUAAAGUCUUUUUAAAACAGGGGAUUUCUACAGCUUUCAGAAAAUCUGUUACUGUUCCUGAUGUAGGCAUCAGUUCAGUUCAAAACUAGUAAUACUUUGGGAGAAUACCAGAAUGGCUUUAUAGGUAUAGAAUAAAUGUCAACACAGGUACAUGUCUUUUAAACUAUUUAAACUUUUCAUGUCAUUAAUUUAACAGUUUGUGGCAGAACUUGUUCAUCGUGUCUGACUUGCAAUUGCUGAAACUAUUCAACUUAGGAAGUGGAAUCCAUACCUAUAGAUACUGUAGGCUUCUCACAGGAGCAUUCACAACCAAGCCUGCCAUACCAUGAAAUUUGAAAGAAAGACAUGGCACUCAAGAAGCAAAGCUGCAAUAUCUUCUCUGCAUGGCCUUUUGAUGACUUAAUCUUGUCAGGUUAAUCCUACCAGGUUAGCCAGAUCCUGGUCAUUUGGCUGAUGUACCAUGUUUGCCAUAGAGAACUUAACAAAGAAGUUAAAAUUAAGUCUCUUUUGCAAGUAUGGAUUUCAGGUUAGGUUGUUACACUGGCACCCUGAGGGAAACCUGAAUUAUUUUACACUGUUAAACAUAGGAAACUCUAAAUACUGUUACCCUCAGCUUGUAACAUGAGAUGGAAUUCAACCGGUUAUCUCUUAAUUUCAUGUUUUUCCUAGGAAUUGCAUUCAUUAUUUUAAGAAAAUUGCUUUGACAGCAAAAAAAGCAUCCUUAGUUUGUUUUUAGUAGAAAAUAAUCACAUACUAGCUUCCAAGUCCAGUCAUCAGUGAAAUCAUAAGGUUUCCUAAGCUUCUUUAUUUUAUGGAAUGUAAAAUAGUGAAAAGUAUCUUAUCUGAAAACAAACCUUGCUUCAGCAAAAGGUGGUGUUGUAGAGUUAGCAUCCCACUAAGGCAUUAUCUUUGAAAUGUGCAUUUUCUCUAGUUUUUGUGAAAACCAGUAAAUUAGCUUCUCAUUUAUCAACUACAGUUAAAUUGCAUUUCUUCUUAACAACAAUAUGCCUUUUUGCAGAGUUGCCCAAAACUUUUUUGGAAAUUGUUAUUGAGGAGUGCAUCACCAGAAGGCCAUCAGUAAGAACUGCAGCUGGUAAAGCCCAUUCUUAGUGACAGGAAAGACAAAACAGGUUAAGGAAAUAUUAGAUUAUUCAUACUUAAGUACUUUUUCAUCCAUGUCUUUGACCACCUGUUAGGCUUACUUUAAUCCUACAAGCACAUCAUUAAAACUGACUAUGAAGUUACCCAUUUUUUACCUCUUUAUAACUAUUUUGUUACCCUUUUUGCAGCCAUUGUAAAGAUAAUAAAAAAAAGAAGAAAACCCCACAUUUUUCCAAGGUUAUGGAGUAACCAAGUCUCAGAAGCAUUUAAAAAUGUCUCCCCUCCAAUUUUCCCAGAUGUGCUGCUGCACAAAUAUUAACAGUGAUUAAAUACUGGCCCUGUUUCCAGUAUUCUUGCUGUCAUAUCCUCUAAAUGUCAGUGCUACUCACAGACUUGAGAGAGUGCAAUAUUUUAAGACCUAACCUAGUGUGUAAAUAGUGUCAUCAAACAUGGUAUUCAAAAGCAACAGUUCUGAAAAUAAUUGAUUGUCACAAACAAUAACGCAUUAUAAACAUUAAAUAAAGGGGAAGAAGCUGAAAGAGUCCACUUUCUGUAACAGCUGCCCUGUUUGUAGGCAGUAGAAAUAUUUGUUAGCCAGUGCACUUGGAUUUGUAACAUUUUUAUGGCUAAGCAUUAAGUAGUUUGCAGUUCAAGGAAGAGUUUACCAAUUAAUUUUUUUUCCCCCUAAACCACAAAAGGACUUCAGAUAUUGUUGGAAGCAUUCUUCCUAGGCAGGUCAGGGAACAAUACCCCUGCUAGCAGUGAAGUUAUGCAUUUUUUCUUCUUAGAAUGGUUUUCAUGCAGUCCUUCACUUCCAGCAAUUACUUCAAUUAGUAAUUAGAAGGUAAAGGGCAAGUCCAGUAUUCCUGAAGUUCCAAACAACCAUGAGUUUUUAAGAGAUCUGGUAAAUUUGAAAUAUCAGCUCAAUUAAAAAUGCUUUCUUCCAGUUUCCUUCUGCAGAUUUACUGAAAAACAAAACAAAAAAGCAGUCCUGUCCUUAAUCAUUAGUAACAACUUACUAGGAAAGUGAAUCAAACUGAGGAGCCUAUCAAGAUUUUUUAAGAGUCGCUCUUCCCUGGGGUAGCUUCCCAUUAUAAAUAAAGUUUAAAGGUGGAAAGCUCCAAGUUGAAAUGGAAGAAUCCUUUCAGUUGCCACAUUAUGAACAGUCAAGUAUUGCUACCAUUUCUGUACUCAAAGUGGUACUGAAUUGCGAUUUCCAGCUCCUACAUGCAUUGCAGAAUUGCCUAUUAGUAUGUUAUUAAUACCCGACUUUACUUUUAGAUCAAAGAAGGGAAGAUUCUCUCAUUGAAAAGUCCAGCAAGAUCUGCCUGGUAGCUCCAACAUUUUUGUGUAUUUUCACAUUCACUUAGCAGAGUCAUUGUGUUCAUUAUAAUAAGUACCAAAUAGAAUAGGAGCUGGAAGCUUCUGACUUUAAAUUUUCACAGCUUUAACCCUAGAAUCCAACUUGAUUUUGCUUCUCUGUCAAAUAAGCAAAAGCAAUUUCUGUAUUUCAGCCUUACAACUACUCUAUAAAACAGAAAGAUGUGUUUACUGUUCUCUCCCAGGAAUGCUACCUCCACCAACAACCCUUAGUUACCAUUAUGUCCCCUUCUCUUUGAUACAAAAUUUCAACUGGAACAUAUGUCCAGGUAUAGAACUUGGAUGUUAACUCCAAGAGUUGUUUCUUUUUCAGGCAGUUGUAUAUUAUUGGCUAUAUUAUGGUUUCAGAGCACCAUUUUCUCAGGCAUCAUCUAGGCAGGAAUUAAAUUAGAAUUUUCAGAUGGUUUAGUUGGGGGGGUGGUUUGUGAGAUAAAAGACUAAUCAGGUCACUAGCUACAAGCAUUGUUGUUUUGCAGCUGUUUGAGAUUGUAGUUAUGGGAGGGUAGUUCAUUUAGAGAGCUCAGAUCCAUAUGCCUUCUCCAAAUGAAAAACUGUUAGGCAUACUUACAAAAAAUGGAUAAAUAAAACGCUCAAAUAGAGUUGACUGAGGUCAUAAAUUGAAAACAUAGAAGAGCCAUGAACUAGAUUCUUUCUUCCUCUAUCUCCCAGAAUGAAAUGCUUUGUAAAUACAACUUGAGUUAAUUGGUUUUGUGUUUAUAGAUAAAUACAUCCUCUGAACCAGUAUGAUAACCUAGGAUUCACAUUGAGCAGAGAAUGCUUGGAAAAAAUCCUGAAUUGCUACUAUUUGGAACCAUCAUCUAGUUUUAGAAAUGAAAGUGUUUGUAGAUAAGUACUUAAUUUAAGUUUUAAUACAGUAGGCAAGCCAGCCAUUGAAACUUUUCAUCAAUAUAAGGCAAUUAGGCUUUUUAAAAGAAAAAUCAGAUCAGUGAUUCCUUCUACAUUACAGAUGUUGAAAGUAUGAGCCAGAACUUUCCAUUACUAAAAAAAAGAUGCACAGUACUCUUUUCAGUCAGCUCAGUCUUUCUCAACAUAUGAAGAAUUCCAUAAUUGUUAAUGCAAGUAGCAAUGUAAAAUUCUUGGAUUACUGAUAUGUUAAUGACUUAACUCUGAGCUGUUGCCUCAAUUCUCAAAGAAUCUUUCUGCUCUCUAAAGAGGGCUGCAGUAAGCUUACACUUCCAGCUGAGCUCUGCUGUAAUAAUCUGUACUGUUGAAUCUCCCAAAUACUUCCUAAUUCUGAAGGCUCCGUGUACCACAGGUGGCGCCCUUUCACUUACCAAAAAAUGUUAUUCUGGUGACAGAAAAGUCCAAAUACACUCCUGCUUUUGUUCAACUCAGAAAUACUGUAGUGAUGUUACACCUAGGGCAAUGUGUUUGUAUGAAAAUGGAAGUAACUGCGAAUCAAGGUGAAGCACAUUGUUCAAAUCACAUUUUUAAUGAAGUUGCAUAUCCUAGCUAUAUUAUGAGUUGUCCACAUCAUAAAAUACAUCAGAGAAACCACAUUCUUGACUGCCUAGUGUACAGUGCAGAACAUCCUGCUCCACACAGGGCGAAUUAUAAAGCUAAAUACGCUCCUUGACAUUUUGCUAUCAGGCCAAAUUAGAACAGCGUCUUCAAAAUCAACAGCAGUGACUUAAUUCCACCUAAGCCUUGUUGUGAAUUUCCUUCUUCUUAACAGACCUUUUCAGAUAGUGUUAAUUCUCAUCAUUUUGCUUUCAAAAUUUUGAAUUCACUGUGUCAUGCAACAUUUACUUAUAGUGGUAAUUAUACACCCCCCCCCCCCCCAGUAUGAAGUGCUGAGACCUCCAAUUCCAGAAGGUAUGCAUUAUUGUUGUGUACAGGGAACUGAUCUUGCACUGGGUCUCAAUUGAUACGGCUUAACAUGUCUGUUUCCAUGGUUAAUUGUACCAUUACCCGUAAAUCACAAGCUAACUUGUUUUUCCACCAAGCUUCCCAUCUAAUUUUCACUAAAACGCUGAAAACGUGAUAGGGAAAACCCCAUGAUAUAGGCUCAUCACACAGGACACAAAAGGCAGGCAGACUCCUACAGAGAAAUUUUGGGGCGUGAAAGCCAACAUUAAAACACCUGCCUUGUACCUUCUGUUAAAGGACUGAAUAGUUACAUACGUGUUCAAGUGACUUUUGGGGAUGAAAUUUGGGCUGGGGUUGUAGGACUGCUGUUUUUGAAACUGCAUGUGUUGCUUUUCCUAUGUGUAACUGUUGGCAGCUGGAGACAGAGCAGGGGUGUUGGGGAAGGUGGGAAAUUCACAUCACUGACCUGCCGUCAGAAGCAAGACUUGACACCAGCUGCCUUGAGUGGGCACAGAUACCAUUUGCAGAUGUCUUUAGGUAUCUACUCAAGUCUCAAUUUUGUGCCAAAAUAUGCACCAGCGAGUCUAAUAUCAGGUAAAGCACCUUUUAUGCUCUUUGUUGUUUAAAAAUAAUAUAUUUGUGAAACAGAUCGAUAAUACAUAACACUGGAAGUGGGUGCUUCUUCCCUAAGUAUACAUGUAAAAUAAAAUAAAAAAGAAACAACAUUUGUGAGUUUAUCUGGCUUUUAAUUAAGUCUGAAAAUGAUAAGUAUGUUAUACAGUUGCCAGUUGUUGGUCCUUUAUAAUUUUAAAUAGAUCUGCAUUUUAACUUUAUUUAUUUGCCAAUUUUUAUAUACUUUAAAGUUACACUUUAGAACUCAAGCUAACUUUUUAUUUUCCUGGGCUGUUAUAUAACAGAUUUUCAGUUUUCUCGUAAACUGCAGACCUUUUUUAAACAGUCCUGUGUCUUCUCCUUUGGACCAGUUACCACUAAUGAGUCUGCAGUCCCCUUUUUACUGUACUCUUCCAAUAAAUGUAAAAUGUUUGUAUCAA